GAGUCAUGGAGGCGAUCUGGCUCUACCAGUUCCGGCUGAUCGUCAUCGGGGACUCCACGGUGGGGAAGUCGUGCCUGAUCCGGCGGUUCACGGAGGGCCGCUUCGCGCAGGUGUCCGACCCCACGGUCGGCGUGGACUUCUUCUCCCGCCUGGUGGAGAUCGAGCCGGGGAAGAGGAUCAAGCUGCAGAUCUGGGACACGGCGGGCCAGGAGCGCUUCAGGUCCAUCACCAGGGCUUACUACCGUAACUCUGUGGGUGGGCUCCUUCUCUUUGACAUCACCAACCGCCGCUCCUUCCAGAACGUCCACGACUGGCUGGAGGAGGCCCGCAGCCACGUCCAGCCCCACAGCAUCGUCUUCCUAUUGGUUGGUCACAAGUGCGACCUGGAGGCGCAGCGCCAGGUGACCCGGCAAGAGGCGGAGAAACUGGCGGGAGCCUACGGGAUGCGCUACAUCGAGACGUCCGCCCGCGACGCCAUCAACGUGGAGCACGCCUUCACCGAGCUGACCAGGGACAUCUUCGCCCUGGUGCGAUCCGGCGACAUCACCAUCCAGGAGGGCUGGGAGGGCGUGAAGAGCGGCUUCGUGCCCAACGUGGUGCACUCGUCGGAGGAGGUGACCAAGAGCGACCGCCGUUGCCUCUGCUGAUCCGGGAGCGGCUCGGGCCUGAGGGGCGGUCAAGGGGCCCGGAGGGCGGCCGGCCGGCGGACCGAGGUGUUGGUUGGAACUGUUGGGGACUCUCUCCUGAUCGUCGCUCUUUGAAAUGGAUGCAAAAAAUGGAAUAUUCGAGGAUUUUCUGUGAAAAUGCUGGUGCACGGUGUCGAAAAAGGUUCUCAAGUGAGACUGACGAGUUCUUUCCGCCUCUGUAUACACUUUAUUUCGAAAAAGGGAGGGCUACCAGAUGCUCAGUGGAAGAUCGGAGGCGCCCACGACGGGAUUCACUUUAGAUUCACUUUGUCUUCCGUCCUUAAAAAAAAACACAAAAAAAACAGCUCUCCCUGAAAGUUUUGCGAAGGCCUUAGAAAGAGGAUCCAUUUUUUUGGGUCUUUAUCGAAACUUGAAAGCCCUCUUGUUUUGCCUUUCUUUCCUUCAUCAUCACUCCUCCCGCUAACUGUCUCUCAGUAUGCAACUAAAUGAUCACAUAAAGGAACGCGUCUUAAUUUUUUUCCUUUUUAGAGAAAUCCUAUACUUCUAUUUCGGCACGGCUGAAAUAAACCAUGCUUGAAUAAACUGUGUCUCUCAUGUGCUGAUAUGACGCUCCACAUUCCAAAGUCAACAGACGAGUCCUGGAGGUCCUGAGUGUGAGGAAGGAACUAUCUCCUGCGUGGACCUGUGAAUCUGUUGCUAUUUUCUCUUUGGAGCCAGUGAGCUGAAUGACAUAGACACAGUUGCAUUCACCAUCAUUCUGUUAAAUAACACUAUAUCUUAACGCCAUCGUCCAUCUAAUUCACAUGGACUUUUAUAGCAGGAUGAAAGGUGUACAGAUUCAAUGACCCAUUGGGGCUAACGGACUCCUAAAAUCCUCAUCUUCCUAUCUUUUUGAGGGGGGAAGGGACGUUGGAUUAAUAGGGAUGUUGGAACCAGAAAGCACCUUAACAGCCCAGUGUGUCUGAACUACCGGGCUCAUUUGGGACAUUUGAAAAGUGCAACUAAGCGAAUUUGGGAUACUUUAUUUCUCGCAAGUCUAAGCCAACAGAGGAACCGGGUUGAGGGAUACGUGAUGAACGGACUCCACAAAAGAAACACUUUACCAAGAAUGCACGCAUUGGACAGUAAGGAACUGUAGCCCGAUGAAACCACGUGGAAAAGGUCCAACUGGAAAACCAGUCCUCCCAGCACAGAUACAGGCACAGUACAACGUCCAUUUCUGUUCACUUGUAACUGCUUUUCAUAUAGUUAUUUUCUUAUAAAUUCACAGAUAGUGUCAAAACAUUUUAAGUUAUCUUUCACACACCCCAGUUUAGCAGGUGGGGGCUAAUCCCAUGAUAAAUGGUUGCAAGGUAUUAUAGUCUUAAGUGGGGCAAAAAUUGUAAAAAUGUGCUUCCGAGAUUACAUUUCAAAUCGUUUGGUGGCUUUAACUAGAUUAAUGCAGUGUAAUACUUUAUAGACCACACUAUGGUUUGAUGGUAAUUGUUUAGGAUCAUGUGUUUACUCACCUUCUGUUGGACAUUUAACUGAGAAGACAACAGUUCUAUAAUGUCUUUCUGGGCCGUUUGUGAGAAAGAAUAAGUGCUUACCCUAGUCAGCUCCAUUUAAAGUGUUGUACUUGAACUCCAAAUACCGCAUUUCCAUAUUCCAAAUGAAAAGGAAAUGGAUCUCCAAAUUUCCAACCACAAAAAUGUUAAAAUCCCUCAAAAUUCAACAUAGUUUGACCUCAGAUUAAACCAGGCUACAGCACCCCUUUUACUUUAUGUUUUGUUAAAUAUUUGACUCACCCUGUGCUGAUUAUAAUCCGCCGUUAUCUCUGGUGUGAUGUCUUUGCCAGGGAUUUCAGUGCCCCCCGCCUGUUCUCGUAUCCUUUUGAUGCUGAACCAUUUCCCUCUUUGUGCUAAGCUAGCACAGCCUGAAGCAGCCAGGUAGGUAGCUCAUCUCAUAGGGAGACGGACGCAUUUCCCCCAAAUAAAUCCCCUGCUUUGAGUUUAAGCUUCUGCCUUGAUUUGUGAGGUUAACGUUUUUACAGAAAUGAUAUCACGGUGCUCCUCUGAAGUAAAGCCAGUGAACCAGAAACAACUCAACAACCCGCUGUUUGUAGACCAGUGC
Menidia menidia (Atlantic silverside) is the source of this 2759-nucleotide messenger RNA. Lineage: Eukaryota; Metazoa; Chordata; Actinopteri; Atheriniformes; Atherinopsidae. The record is from the annotation of a GenBank genome assembly.